AGUCAAUUAGGCGGAGAGGAAAACUCCUUGACGGAGGAUGUGAAGAUUCCUUUUCUUCACAGUGUAUGGAUGUGAGAAUCUCAUGGAUCUUCACCUUGUUUUGUGAUGCGGGAAUCCACGUGGGCCUGGAGCCAUCCCACUGUAGCAAGGAUGGCUCCAGCGGCACUGGCCCGGAUUGUGGUUGCUGCGAUGUGGACCUGCCUCACCGAGCAUUCCUCUGCUGACAUCCAUCUGCACUAACAAGGACAACCUCCUGGAAGAAAUGUGGAAACAGCAGGACAGUCUUGCGGGGCCUAAAGCUCCAGAAGAAGAGAUGUCUACUUCUAUGGAGGCCAGUGGUGGUUCAGAUUCAGAGGAAAACAAAAACAGCAAUUCUCUGAUGGAACAACUCCGAGCUCUGGAGGCAGAGAACUCUGCUCUGUCCUUGGAGAAUGACAACCAAAGGAAGCAAUAUGAGCGCUGCCUGGAUGAGGUUGCCAACCAGGUCAUCCAGGCUCUCCUUACUCAAAAGGACUUGAAAGAAGAAUGUGUGAAACUGCGCACGCGUAUAUUUGACUUGGAGCAGCAGAACCACAGACUGAGUGUGUUGUUUCAACAACAAAUGAGAACGUCCCAGAAUCUUAUUCCGAAGGAAGUCGAAAGAAAUGGAAAAGCCAGUAUUGCUGCAGAACAGUGGCCCAGUCUUCUGAGCCUAAUAUGCCCACGCAAUAUUGAAAGUGGCGGUGAAAUGUUACUAUCCCGCACUUUCAGUGAAUACUCCAGUGGCUCCCAUACAUGGACAGAGGGACAACGUUUUUCUAAACAGAAAGCCUUUGGAUGGAAGGAAGAACAUACUCUUAAAAGCCUUCAGAGGAGCAGCCCAAAAGAUAAUUCUUACUCUGCAUCUGUGCCACAUUGCAAUGAUUUCAUGGCCUCUAAUGACGACAUUUAUUCACUUGGUGUCAAGACCGACCCACUGAAGACAACAUCAAAACAAGCAGACCAGACAAACGAAAAUGUCAAAGGUGGGAUUGCUGCCAUUGACUCUGAUGGAAGUAGAAAUUAUUUUCAUACAUCGCAAAACAACUUAAUGUUUUUGGGGGGCCCAGCAAUGCCAAUCAGUGAAAGCCCAACAGCAAGUCUUACACAGCCUGAAGAAAACAAUGAAGGGUCACAAGAAGAAUAUAAGAACUCUGGCAUAAUACUAAGUAAUAGUAACAAUAAUCAAGAAAGAUCUACCGACCGUAAAUCCCGACUGGAUCACAUGAAAAGACAAAAGGGCAGCCCUGCAGUUGAUGGAGAAACAAGGACAAGCGAUUCAAACAUAACAAUUCAACAUUCUGCAACAAGAGCUUUGAUUUGUGUGAGCGAAGCAAGGCAACACAGCUCUUCAGUGGAAAUAUUUCAGUGCAGAAACCAAUCAAACCAGGACCAUGUGAUUUUGAAAUCUCCACAAAGAAUCCAAAAACCUAAACCUCUUCUUAAUGGCUCAGCAAGGAAGGCGUUAAUUAUCCGUAGCAAGAGUGUAGAUGGAACAGCAGAAAGGCAUAAACGUGUUCAUUCUCCUCUACAUCAGAAUCUUAUAAGGGCUCACAAAUCCAAAGGACACUCCAAUGCACCUGGACACAGUGCUUCAAACAAAAUGUCAAAUUAUGCUAAAUUGCAUGGGUCAAGUCCUGAAGUUGAAAAUGAUGGAAAUAUUGCACAAUCUAGUUGCAAGUCUCUAGAGCGUCUACAACAGCCUUCUCCUCUUGCUUCAUCUGUCAAACAUUCUUUAACAUCACGGCCCCUUGUGGAUGAUGAUUGUUGUAAAAAUCUAUCGAUAGAGUUGCAAUUAGCCAGAGCUCCAUCUAGCAGUGACUGUGUUCAAAAAAGGACCUGUGAUAAUUUACCCUGUGCCCCUAAACCACCUCAAAAACAGCUUUCUGAUGUCCUUUCUUCAGAACAUCUUUCUACAUUGCCACCGACACCCCCCGGUCGGACAACUUCACUUCUGCGUAGAACUGCUUCUCACUCUGUAUGCACUAAUCCAUCUGCAGUUCAGUCUCAGAAUGGAAAGACAAUAUACAGCAACACCAAAACACAAGCAGGUCAAAUCCCUCCAGAUUUACAGGUUCAACUGACCAACACUGCACAGAACAAUCAAUACUUACCCACGCAAUUGGAUUUUGAAAUAUGUUAUGCUAAAAAAGAGGCCCCUGCACAUGUCUUUAAAACUCACUCAUCAAGGAUGUCAGUCAUUCCAGUUCAAGAUGCAUUGGAAUCAGUCAAGUUAUCAGAUGAGAGAACAGUGAUAGGUCACAGUGGAGAUAUUUCUGCUACUAUAUUACCAGGUCAGAAUAUCUUACACAGAUUUCAGGAGAGUAUUAGUGAGCCAAAACUUUCCGAAGUUAUGCCUCAGACCCUUCCAAAUACCUACUACCGCAGUGUCACUAAUAACUGUCAGAGUUCAACAUCCAGUUCCGUAGAAAUCCCUCUUAAUGUAAAAUUUCAUGAUUCAAUUGACAAAGAUGACAUAAACCCGUCGAUUAAAGGCAUCCAGACAUUUCAAACUUAUAUUCGUGAGCCGAUGACCCAUGAAUAUGGAGCUCAUAACAAAGCCCAAAGCAAGAUUGAGACUCGCUGUAAUUCUCUGAAUUCUGAGCCUUGUGGUCCUCACAUUACUUCAGACAGUGGCGUGAUGUUAGAUUGGGGCUUUGAUGAGAAAGGCUGGCUGUUCAAACGAUCAGUCUCUGUGUCAGACAGACCCCCACUUAAGCCAGUAUUGGGCAUGAAUGGGGCCAAAGUUCGAAGCAAGAGCUUUGGUGCACGCUACAUGGAUAGACCGAGCUUUAACCGAUCUGGGAAACUCCGCACCCAAAUCAAAACACACUCAGGGAGCUUCUUGAACUCUUUUGUUGAUGUACUCCCAGAAAGUAUGAGCUGCUCCAGUAGCUAUAAUUUCCCAAUGAACCGAUCCCUUUUGAACCACUUCCUAAUUGAAGAAGGCCUGGCAGUUCCUUCACAUGUGGGGUUGUCAAGUGAAAGACUUCAUAGUCUCAAACACCAACAUGAACAGGCAAGACGCCUUCAGAUUGAGCAACAAUUUUCAAACGCAUUUGGGGAACUGGUCUGUGAAGAACCAGAGAGACAGAGUACAAUCACCACGAUAGAAGAGAAGGUCAUGCUGGGCAUAGAAGAGAACUUGCAAAAGUGUCAGGAACAGGAGAGAAGCAGUGAAAUGAAGCAACGUUCUGCUUCAACCUUGGCCAGCUGGUUUGGUUUCCGUAAGGGUAAGCUUCCUGUUGCAAGCAGCAAGAAGACCGAUGCACCAAAGUUAAAAGAAGACCGAAAGGAUCAAAGGACUACAUCACUUCUCGGAGGAAAGCAGACAAAAAUUGACAGAAAGAAGGACAGGAAAAAAAGCGAUAGAAAAGACUGUUCUGUAGGAAGGAGAGAGUCGCAUGAUGCAGUACGGGCAUGCAUCUCUAUGCCCUGCCCUGGAAUUCCCCUUAACGAGACACCAGGGCAAAAUGAUUUGAUCAUUGGGGACGCACAGAUGAAUUAACGCAGAUUCCACCAAUACAGACAAGUACAUUUUGGCUUUGACUUGAUUUAUUCUUUCCACUUUUUACUCCACUUUUAAGUUAACUGCUUGCAAAGAGGGAAAGACAAAGAAUAGAUUUCUAAAAAGAAAAGCUUGUCUGUUGAAAGUCAAAUGAUCGACAAUUGCACACAAAGGAAAUGGUUGAUUGUCAUGAUGCAGAUGAUGAACCAUGAUGCAGGUGAAAAUGGAUCCCUCACAAAGAUCCCCAACCAGGAUGCUGUUGUAGAGGGGGAUGUGGGAAGAUUCUAAAGAGAUCUCUUUUACACAAUCACAGUUUGAUGUUUCUUUUACCGCUCUGGCCCGAUGGAUGGUCUUAACCGAGUAGACACCACACUUCCCGCCAAAACGCUCCGAAGACCAGCUUGCGGUGGAGGAGGUUUUAAACCCGCAAAAGACUCCUGCUGUUGAAAAAUUGUUCCUGGACAAAAUUGUCGAAAAAGAGGUGGAAUGGCCCUCCGUUGAAGACUUGCUUGCGGAGGCCACCGACGCUUUUCUUUCGCCGGAGAGUCCACAGGAGACCGCUGCGAAGUCGUUGAAGGCUCGCUUGUUGCGGAUGUGAAGGCAUUUCUUCCAUCAAAGAUUCCGGAUAACGAAGGCUUGCUCGAGGACAACAGCAUCGAAAAGAUGUUGUACAUGCUGUAAGUUCUUUUUACAUUAUAUAUGUUUUUCCUAAAUGCAACGGAGUUCUGAGGAGGUCCUCUCACUAGCUCGUCUUCCGCCCAAAUGAACUUCCCGCUCUGAGAAGUAGGAGGGGUUUGAUUCCGGAGGUGGGGGUUUGUUUCCGGGUGCGAUUGUGAAAGUGUUGAGCGAAUGCGACAGCGCCACAAGCGGUUAAAGUCGUUCAUGUUUUUUUAUUUUUUUUAUUUUAUUUUUUUUAAUUUUUACAGGCGGUAAGAAGAAGCGCAAGAGGAGGAGUCGUGAGCCGAGCAGACUGGAGCAAAAAAGACAACGGAUCAAACAACACUACAAGAUACUGGCUCGUACCUUUGACAUGUUGUCUGACCUUGCCUGAUUGAUAUAACCGCUUUAUAAUUUUUUAUUUUAAUAUUUUUUUAGAGAAAUAGAAUGGCUAUGUGAAUUUAUAACAAAGUGUUUGUUAGUACGAACACCAAGAGGAAAUGGAAAAGAUGGAGAAGCCCUUUGUUUCAGCAGGUGUGAUUAGUGAAACGCCAGUUUCCAUUUAUAAUAAUAAAACAUACCCGGUCGCUCCUCGCAAAGGUAGAGUUUUUUUGAAACGCACUCAAAUUCCACCAACCGAGUCUCUGCGGGAGAAAUGGUGCUUGGAUGCUUACGGAAUGGUUGGAUCUUUUGGAUAUGUUUUCAAAUAUCAAACAGGAGAUAUUUGCUUGUUUCAGUUGAAAGAGAGAAGAGACGAAAGACCUUUUUCGAUUGCUUCCUCGCUAUCAACCGUGGAUUGGGAUGUGUUAAGUCUGACAAUGCCCGAUGUCCUUUGGCAUGAUCCUUCUCCGAUGGAAAAACGGAUAAAAGGAAGCUUGUUUACUUACCCGACGAUGGAUGAGUUGAGUGAGAGAAGAAUUCUGUUUAGCGCUACUUGGGAGACGAAAUCUUCGGCCUCAGGUCGUUGGUUUUUCCGAGCCAGUCUCCGCGCUCCUAAAAUCAGCGAUUCCUAUACCCCCCAGUUGACCGAGCCAGACGUCUUUUCCCUGGAGUCUUUCAACUCCGAAUGCGGGGUGUUUACACCGGUGGUGGUCGUGCCCAUAGCGGCGUGGCGAGAGUGUAUGGGGGAAAUGAAGGAGAAGAUAGACGUCUUGUUUCGAAACAGUCGGAAUUGGAAAUGCAUGGUGACAACGAGAAGAAGGUUGGGCUUUGAGACCACACCCCCGACGGAGUACGAAAGGACCUCCCCCGCUUCAGUUUCAACCAAUAACCUUCAAGGGAAUACUCCCGCCGAAACCUCAACCAAUACCAUUUGAAAACAACCCUUCCGAUAGUCUGAUUGGUCGAAACUUCUUUUUUAUCGGACUCCACCCCCUUUGAAAACAACCCACCCCCAACAAUUUUUUGACCAAUCCACAACGGUUCCUUUUUUUUGUACCCUUUAAAAACAAACCAUUCCUGCAAUUUUUGACUAAGCCACAUUGGUUCCCUUUCUGAACGCAAGGACCUCUCAAACAAGAAAAUGGCAAACAAGACAAUUAGACGUGUAAAGACCUGUUUUAUACCACAGGACCAAUUAAAACAGACUGAUGAGGCAACCAUGGAUGCAGCCAUGGCUGAGAUUUUUAACCUUCCUGAGACGACGGAGGAUGCGUACGACGAAGAGACGCCUUCAGCCCCGCCGUGUCGCUUCAGCAGAUGCCUCGGCAGACGGGGGAUGAAAACCAGCGACGCUACACAGUCUUUGCCAGACAAUGAUGCGGAGAAGGAGGAAAAGGAGAAUUGUUUCGUAAACAUAACUCCCCCAACAUCCCAGCCACCAUCCCCGUCACUCUUGGAGCCCACAUUGCACAUCGGUGAUGAAAGCGAUGGGGGUCUGUUGUUGUUUUUCGCCAGCACGGUGAAAACGGCCGUGUUUCAUCUCCUCAGCCAGGCCAUUUGCAGGUUCACGCAGAACGUGUGCUACGGCUGCUCGGCGAACCAUCCGAGCCAGAGACAACAUCUAUGCCUGGAACCCUACGAACAGGACUUUCUGCUGUACAACUACUCCGAAAUCGUCAAGAGUGCGUACGCCUAAAUUCAUUCAGGCCAUUCAACGCUUGCUGAUGCUUCGUCGUAUUAAGGCCGAGGAUUCAAGGGUUGAAGCCUACGCCGACUCUUUGUUGUCUCAACUGGAAUCUGAGAAAGAUAUCUGGGGGUCCAUAGAUGACAUGUACAACGAGAUGGUGACGGAUGAUGAAACGAUUUUGGUACAUUUGGAUAUGGUGACAGAGUGUUGGAAGAAUUUAAAAAAAAAAAAAAAAAAAAAAAAAAGAAAAAAAGAUGGGUAAUUAUUGGGCAAAACUUGUAUACUUUGUCGAGAACCACGCUGUUAUUUACCCAUUGACGGAUGUGAUAGAAGCAUUUAUUCUAAAACGAGACAGACCUCAAAAACUACAAAUCAUUCUUGACUAUGCCCGCUCUCAGCCCGCAUGGGAAACUAUCAGGAAAGCCGUUGUCUCUCAUGCUUUGGACUUUGACAUUUUUGAAAUCAUUUUGGCUGAGUGGUCUAAAGAAAAGUCUUUUCAACCCUCACCUUGUCAUGUGUUUGUUUUAUAUGCUCUGUUUGUUGAUAUGACAAUGUAUCGACUGCGACGUGACAUCCGCGUCAAUGUUUUGUUUGAACUACAAAAACUACACAAUGUGAUUAAAUUUACCUACGGUAUACCUGUUUUACAUCAAACCUUGAUUAUAGUUUAUAGUUUAUAGAAAAAUGUUUUAGAUACACCGUGUUGUUUUACAUGAAUAAAAACAAAAUGUUUUAGAUACACUGUGUUGUUUUUAUGUGUUGUUUUUCAUGAAUAAAAACAAAUUGUUUUAGAUACACAGUGUUGUUUUUAUGUAUUGUUUCUCAUGAAUAAAAACAAAUUGUUUUAGAUACACUGUAUUGUUUCUCAUGAAUGAAUAAAAGAAAUGUGUACCAAGCAAACCGAGGUCAUUUCUCUGUGUCUUUUCACAAUGAAGAAAGCUAUGGAAAAAGCGUACUAUACACCCGCACACCCGGGUAGUUUUGGAGGGGUAGAUCGACUCCGUAGAGCUGUACAGGAUGAAACGGGGCAAUGCGUCAAAAGAGAAAAAGUUCAAGAAUAUUUAAUGGGGCAGGAUGCCUAUACACUCCAUCAACCGGCUCGCAUCAAAUUUCCAAGAAACAGAGUCUUUGUACCUCAACCUUUAGACCAAUUUCAAGCCGACCUCUGCGACAUGCAAGCCUUGGCUGAAUAUAACGACGGUUUUAAUUAUUUAAUAACGGUCAUCGAUGUAUUUUCCAAGAAGGCCUAUGCGAGGGUUUUGAAGAGAAAGACCGCCGAUGCCGUGGUUAAAGCGUUUCAAUCAGUGUUGGAGGAAAGCCAGAUCCCUCGUAAACUACAAACUGAUGCGGGAAAAGAAUUUUUCAACAAAAGUUUUCAAGCUCUGAUGAAGAAACACAAUAUUGUACAUUUUUCUACAGCCAGCGAUCUCAAAGCCUCGGUGGUUGAAAGAUUUAAUCGUACUUUGAAAGGACGAAUGUGGAGAUAUUUUACAGCCAACAAUACUAGGCGCUACCUAGACGUCUUACAAGACUUGUUAAAAAGCUACAACCAGGGAUAUCACAGCAGUAUUAAAAUGAAACCGGAUGAUGUGACUUUGGAAAAUACCCCUCAAGUGUUUGAGAAUCUCUACGGCUCAACCACAGUGUUCAAACACAAAUACAAAUUUGCCGCUGGAGAUACGGUGAGAAUAUCCAAAGUGAGAGGAGUGUUUGAUAAAAAAUAUGAACAGAGUUUUACAAACGAGGUGUUUACAAUAACCCGACGUCUCCCUCGCUCUCCCCCCGCAUACAAACUGAAAGAUUUUGACGGAGAAAUAAUAGAAGGUUCUUUUUACGAAGCUGAGUUGCAAAAAGUAAAAGAGAGUAAGAACAAGCUCUAUCACGUGGAGGAAAUUUUAAAACGACGGACGUUUGGUGGAAAAAAACAAGUUCUAGUGCGCUGGAAAAACUGGCCCGAAAAAUUCAACAGUUGGGUGGACGACGACCUCCUUACAAAUGUAUAAAACAAUCUAAUGCAACGACGAGCCUCCCAGUCUCGAGGACAAAAGAUCAACGAGCAUUAUGGAUCAUUCCUACGAGGGUUUUUACCUUACCCUACCCUCCAACGCCAGUCUCAACGUGUUUAAAAAAAACAAAAGUUCCCAUUACCAGAUAGAUUUGACUCAACAUAUAGAUUUAGCAGGCUCAUGGGAGGUGGCCUUAACAGAGAUUUCAUACCCUCGCUCGUGGUAUAAUGUUUGUAACGGAGUAUUUUAUGAAUGGAAAAAGAACCCCCAGCCUGCGAUGAACUCGCAAGUUUUUCAUUCUUUUACCUUAUACACGGAAACGGAUAAGGAUUCUAACAAGGGUCCUGUAAGCAAUCCCCAAGAGGAGAAAGCUUAUUCCCUUAGGGAACGCGGGAAGGAUGGAACCUUUCUCACCUUCAACCUACCGGAGGGCGGGGUACACCCUGGACAAGUUGACGCCUCAUCACAGGACAACUCGCAAGUUUUUCAUUCUUCUACCUUAAACACGGAAGAGGAUGAGGGUUCUAACAAGGGUCCUGUAAGCAACCCUCAAGAGGGGACAGUUUUCCGUCAAGAAAUGAGAGGAGGAACACAACUUGUCAGUAAGCACUCAUCGAGGGUGGACGCUCCCCUUUCCUCUCCCUUAUCUCUCCUGCUUGCUUUUUUGUCUUGUCUUGUCUUAACUUUUUUGUUGCCUCUUUUUGCACUGCUCUCCAAAUCAACAUUGGAACUAUUUAACUGGCCUCAACGAAAUUGACAAGAUCUUGGGUUCAGGAGAACCUGCUUGUCGUGACGGAGCGGUUGUUACUGGACACACGACAAACUCUUGGGAGAAGAAGGAGUGUUGCGUGCCUUGCGACCCUUUUCUGUUGAGGACGUGAAGAUAUCUACCUAUUCGGAAUUAUGACAACAGGACAUCUGCUGAUUGGAGUAAGCGUUGCUCUGGUUUGUCGACAAAUUGGAAGUUGCUGUCAGUCUUCAAAGUACCCCAAAGCUGCCACAAAUAAUUGGAGGAUGCGGGAAGAACUGUGGACACUCUUGUGAUUUUGGAUCACAUCGGACUGUCUGCCCCGCAGGUUUGAGGACCAGUCAUAGACAAUUUAGAGUGAAAAGCAAAUUUUAUUUUCACUCGUAUACAAAACAUUCUAACUUGGAUUGUUUCCUUGACUUCGAGACUCUUUCGAAGGACAGUGCAGCGAAGACACAACAAACUACCUUCUUGUCUCUCAUGGACACACACCUGUUGUUGUUGACUUUGGACUAGCGACAGCACAACAUCAAGGCCACGAAACAGAGAACACUGCCCCCUUAGGAGCCCAGUCUAGAUUGUAUUUUUUUACUCAUCCUUCCCCAGCGUUUUACCUUUUUCCCCAUCUUUUACGGGGCGCCUUGUGGCGCCUUGUGGUGUUCCUGUUCUGUAACCCUGUACACUGUUUGUUUGUCUAAUCUUGAAUGGGUUUGUGCUGAAAACAAAGUUUUGUUGUACUUGUGCAAUGACAAUAAACGCCUAUCCUAUCCUAUCCUGUACUAUUGUAUAUGUAUAUAGUAUAUAAAUAUGAGCAUAUCUCAAACCAAGAUAUCCCCACAAACUAAUUUAUUUGGUCACCCAUCCAAAUGAUGAGAAUCGGGUGUCCUAAUCACUUGGCCCAGCCACAGGUGUAUAAAAUUAAGCACUUAGGCAUAGAGACUGUUUCUACAAACAUUUGUGAAAGAAUGGGCCGCUCUCAGUGAUUUCCAGCGUGGAACUGUCAUAGGGGCGGUAUGGCGUAGUGGGUAGAGCGGCCGUGCCAGAAACCUGAGGGUUACAGGUUCACUCCCCGCCUCUUGACAUCCAAAUCGCUGCCGUUGUGUCCUUAGGCAGGACACUUCAUCCUUGCCCCCGGUGCCGCUCACACUGGUGAAUGAACGAUGAAUGAAUGAUAGGGGGUGGUCGGAGGGGCUGUAGGCGCAAACUGGCAGCCUCGCUUCCGUCAGUCUACCCCAGGACAGCUGUGGCUACAAAUGUAGCUUACCACCACCGGUGUGAAUGAAUGAUGGGUUCCAGCAUACUGCAAAGAGGUCGCCGACUUUUUGAACAGUCAGUUGCUACAGAGCUCCAAACUUCAUGUGACCUUCCUUUUAGCCCACGUACAGUACGCACAGAGCUUCAUGGAAUGGGUUUUCAUGGCCGAGCAGCUGCAUCUCAGCUUUACAUCAGCAAGUCCAAUGCAAAGCAUGGGAUACAGUGGUGUAGAAGAGCAUGUCGCCACUAGACUCUAGAGCAGUGGAGACGCCUUCUCUGGAGUGAGGAAUCAUGAUUUUCCAUCUAGCAAUCUGAUGGACCAGUCUGGGUUUGGAGGUUGCCAGGAGAACGCUACAUUUCAGACUGCAUUGUGCCGAGUGUGAAAUUUGGUGGAGGAGGAAUUAUGGUGUGGGAUUUUUUUUCAGGAGUUGAGUUUGGCCCCUUAGUUCCAGUGAAAAGAACUUUGAAUGCUCCAGGAUACCAAAACAUUUUGGACAAUUCCAUGCUCCCAACCUUGUGGCAACAGUUUGUAGCGGGCCCCUUCCUCUUCUAACAUGACUGUGCAAAAGUGCACAAAGCAAGUUCCAUAAAGACAUGGAUGACAGAGUCUGGUGUGGAUGACUGGUCUGCACAGAGUCCUGACCUGAACCUGAUAGAACACCUUUGGGAUGAAUUAGAACAGAGACUUGGAGCCAGGCCUUCUCGACCAACAUCAGUGUGUGACCUCACCAAUGCGCUUUUGGAAGAAUGGUGGAAAAUUCCUAUAAACACACUCCGCAACCUUGUGGACAGCCUUCCCAGAAGAGUUGAAGCUGUAAUAGCUGCAAAAGGUCGACCCACAUCAUAUUGAAGAAAAAGUUUUGGCAAUAAUGAUUAAAAAUCAAAACUAUUCAGUACGUCUUUUUUAUUGCCUUCACACGUCACACUUCACACACACAUCUAUGUCUCUUCCCCGCAUCCUUUGUUCAAACAAACUUGCUUUUCCCUCCAUUUUUCUUAUCAUGCACCUUUUUGUUUCCUUUAUGGCCUACAAUCUCAAACAUGAGUACCAUUAACAUUCUAUACCGCCUACAUCUGGUCAUAUUUACGCUAUUUCUAAAUGUCUGCUUCCACUUACCAACCUUAACUUUAUCAAAUGUGUUUAAAAUGUGUGUCUUAUCAUACUUUGACCUUUGACCUCACCACAACAACUUUCAGGUUUCUCACAGAAAAAAAAUAAAAAUUUGCAAAAGACCAAAUAUUAUAGUCCUUGACUAAAGUUAAACUGUUUUAAAAAAUGGGUUAUACUUGUAUAGCGCUUUUCUACCUUCAAGGUACUCGAAGCGCUUUGACACUAUUUACACAUUCACCCAUUCACACACACAUUCACACACUGAUGGCGGGAGCUGCCAUGCAAGGCCCUAACCACAACCCAUCAGGAGCAAGAGUGAAGUGUCUUACUCAGUGGCCUAGUGGUUAGAGUGUCCGCCCUGAGAUCGGUAGGUUGUGAGUUCAAACCGAGUCAUACCAAAGACUAUAAAAAUGGGACCCAUUACCUCCCUGCUUGGCACUCAGGAUCAAGGGUUGGAAUUGGGGGUUAAAUCACAAAA
This is a messenger RNA of Nerophis lumbriciformis (worm pipefish), 11848 nucleotides long. The record is from RefSeq and is a predicted model, not a curated record. NCBI's taxonomy places the organism in Eukaryota, Metazoa, Chordata, Actinopteri, Syngnathiformes, Syngnathidae.